CAAUUCUUUUAAGGAAAAAACCUCAAAAUUUUCAUCAAUGGCGUCCACCACCAACACUAUCCUUCUAUCUUCAAAUUUCUUGCUCUCAUCCUCAGCCCCCAAAACCCGCAAAUCUCCAAGGAAUCGAUUUGUGAUCCCAAAAUCAAUAUUAAACAACAAAUCGAAUUCUUCAAAACAUCUGAUUUUUCAAUCGAAAGCUACUUUAGCUGCUUUGCUUUUUUCUUCAAUCGCAACACCACCGGCACUAGCUUUAGACACCAAUCCACCACCGUCGUCACCACCGCAAAACCCACUUCAAGCUGAACUGAUCGAACAAAACCCAUUAAAAAGUUCUUCGCUUUUCUCCCAACAGAAUGUCUUAACUGCUCCAAAACCCCAGGCGAGCUCUGAUUUGCCUGAGGGCAGUCAAUGGAGAUACAGUGAGUUCUUGAACGCAGUCAAGAAAGGGAAAGUUGAAAGGGUUAGGUUUAGCAAAGAUGGUGGUGUCUUGCAGCUCGCCGCCGUGGACGGCCAUAAAGCCACCGUGAUUGUUCCCAACGACCCUGAUCUUAUCGACAUCUUGGCAAUGAACGGUGUUGACAUAUCUGUGUCAGAAGGGGAAGCUAGUAAUGGCUUGUUUGGGUUCAUUGGUAACUUGUUGUUUCCACUGUUAGCUUUUGGCGGUUUGUUUUUCUUGUUCCGCCGAUCCCAAGGUGGCCCUGGAGGGCCGGGAGGGCUCGGUGGACCAAUGGAUUUUGGCAGGUCGAAAUCCAAGUUUCAGGAAGUUCCUGAAACCGGCGUCUCGUUUGCAGACGUAGCCGGAGCUGAUCAAGCCAAGUUAGAAUUACAAGAAGUUGUUGAUUUCUUGAAAAACCCAGAUAAGUAUACAGCUCUUGGAGCUAAAAUCCCCAAAGGAUGUCUCUUGGUCGGACCACCAGGAACCGGAAAGACCCUUUUAGCUCGAGCAGUGGCCGGAGAAGCCGGUGUGCCGUUUUUCUCAUGUGCCGCCUCUGAAUUCGUUGAAUUGUUUGUGGGUGUUGGUGCUUCUCGUGUUAGAGAUUUGUUUGAGAAGGCCAAAUCCAAAGCACCUUGCAUUGUGUUUAUAGAUGAGAUAGAUGCAGUUGGGAGGCAAAGAGGUGCAGGUCUUGGUGGUGGAAAUGAUGAAAGAGAACAAACUAUCAAUCAACUGUUGACCGAGAUGGAUGGGUUUUCGGGCAAUUCGGGUGUUAUAGUUUUGGCAGCCACGAACCGGCCAGAUGUUCUUGAUUCGGCGUUGUUAAGGCCAGGGAGGUUCGAUCGACAGGUUACAGUUGAUCGCCCUGAUGUUGCUGGCCGAGUCAAGAUCCUACAGGUGCAUUCGAGGGGAAAGGCACUUGCAAAAGACGUAGAUUUUGAUAAAAUCGCAAGGCGAACCCCGGGAUUCACUGGUGCUGAUUUGCAAAAUCUGAUGAAUGAAGCAGCCAUUCUUGCAGCUCGGCGUGAACUAAAGGAAAUAAGCAAAGAUGAAAUAGCAGACGCAUUAGAACGGAUCAUUGCUGGGCCAGAGAAGAAAAACGCUGUUGUCUCGGAAGAAAAGAAGAGGCUCGUUGCCUAUCACGAAGCUGGGCAUGCUCUAGUUGGUGCACUGAUGCCCGAAUACGAUCCAGUAGCCAAGAUAUCCAUCAUUCCUCGUGGUCAAGCCGGUGGUCUGACCUUUUUCGCUCCAAGUGAAGAAAGGCUCGAGUCUGGUUUGUACAGCAGAAGCUAUCUUGAAAACCAAAUGGCGGUUGCACUCGGUGGAAGGGUUGCCGAAGAGGUUAUUUUUGGACAUAACAAUGUUACGACAGGCGCGUCUAAUGACUUCAUGCAAGUUUCGCGGGUGGCAAGGCAGAUGGUAGAGCGGUUAGGAUUCAGCAAGAAAAUCGGUCAAGUUGCUAUCGGUGGAGGUGGCGGAAAUCCGUUCUUGGGCCAACAGAUGUCGUCCCAGAAAGAUUACUCGAUGGCAACAGCAGAUAUAGUAGACGCGGAGGUGCGGGAGCUAGUCGAGAAGGCGUAUGCACGAGCAACAGAGAUCAUGACUACACAUAUUGAUAUCUUACACAAGCUCGCUCAACUCCUUAUCGAGAAAGAGACGGUAGACGGGGAAGAAUUCAUGAGCCUCUUCAUCGAUGGCAAGGCGGAACUCUAUAUUUCGUAGAUUUUGUGUUCAUUUUAUAGCGUAAGCUUGUGAAUAGGUGGGAUUAAUAGCUAGAUUCUCGAUUCCUAUAGAUCAUACUUCCAUUCAAAUCCAAGGAAUUAAACCCUAAAAACCGUUAAUUUACCUGAUCUCAAAGGAAUCCUUGGCGACAAUUCUA
Molecule: messenger RNA, 2312 nt
Organism: Cynara cardunculus var. scolymus (artichoke)
Lineage: Eukaryota; Viridiplantae; Streptophyta; Magnoliopsida; Asterales; Asteraceae
Product: ATP-dependent zinc metalloprotease FTSH, chloroplastic-like
Exons: 4
Coding region: 38-2155 (705 amino acids)
Biological process (GO): proteolysis
Cellular component (GO): chloroplast thylakoid; membrane
Molecular function (GO): ATP binding; metalloendopeptidase activity; ATP hydrolysis activity
Source: RefSeq, a predicted model, not a curated record